Molecule: messenger RNA, 555 nt
Organism: Sclerotinia sclerotiorum 1980 UF-70
Lineage: Eukaryota; Fungi; Ascomycota; Leotiomycetes; Helotiales; Sclerotiniaceae
Exons: 3
Coding region: 1-555 (184 amino acids)
Source: RefSeq, a predicted model, not a curated record
AUGCUCCUCCUUAUCUAUACCGGCUGUCGACCCGCCAAGUUGGUUGAUGCAGCCAAAGGGAAAAUUGCUAUUGGUCGCGAUCAAACAUAUGAAGACGACAAUUGGGAUGAUGAAUCUCUCUGUUAUGAAGAUAUCCGUCUUUGGAUUGUCCGAAAUCCUAUUUUUGGAGAACGCGAUCUCCUCGGAAUAGAGAUCACUCUUGCUCAUCACAAAGGAGCUGAUAGGAAACCCAAACUGACUAUAUUCCUUUUUCACGAAGAAGCUUUACCAAUUCUUUGUCCUGUUAGCCAUAUCUUAGCUAUUGCCAUCAGGGAUAAUGCAAUCAAGGUAGACGGAUUUAUUCACGCCGAACCAUUUUUUACAAGCAAUCUACAAGACCCUACAAAAGCAGUUCUAGUGCAUUGGAAGCUAGAGAAACUCAAAAUACCGAUCUUUCGGCAGGCGGUAUGGACAUUUGAUGGUCUAUCAACAUCAGAAUAUAAGGCCUUCGUUACUCGACCUUUGCCUAUUACCUUGACCAUCUUGACUGGGCUGCCGGAUUUGCACAGAAACUAA